Cuscuta epithymum is the source of this 2252-nucleotide messenger RNA. NCBI's taxonomy places the organism in Eukaryota, Viridiplantae, Streptophyta, Magnoliopsida, Solanales, Convolvulaceae. The record is from the annotation of a GenBank genome assembly.
UAAAUAGGCUCCCCAAAAUUUUAUUUCCCUCCACUUUUUCACCAAAUCUCCCUCUCUUGAAAAAAAACCCUCCACUUUUCCGCCCUAUUCUCGGCCCAAAUUAAACUCUGCCCAACUAAAACCCCCAAAAGUGCUGCUGGAAACACUCAUCUUCUCUAGGGCAAAUUUUCUCUGAGGCGGCAAGCUGAAAUCUUCUCUGAGGCGGCAUUCAUCUUUUCUAUGCGGUUGGCUCACCUCUCACAGGUCUUUACUUUGAAGAUAAGGGAAUAAAAUAUGACAUCUUUUAAGGGACUAGGUGCUGCAGGGCUGAAAAAGAAAUCAGGUCGUCCAACCACAGAGUUAUCAAUAACAUCUCCGCCUUCUACUAUGCAUGGGAAAAACUUUGUUAUCAAGACGACUGCAUUUAAAGGACUGGGGGCUGGUGUGCAGAACAAUAAACUAAGAACUACGGCCAAAGAGGUAUCUGGCAGUUUGGGUGGUGCAUUUAAAGGACUUGGGAGUGCCGGUCAGAAAAGUAAACCAAUCACUUUGGCGAAAGAGGUGUCAAGUAGUUCAGGCCACUCAACACCGUCUCCACCCAUUUCUUUCGAUGGUAAUGCGAUGGGCAGAAACACCGACAUCCAUAUGGGACAAACAACACAGCUUUAUCAACCACCUCCUUCACAAUACAAUGCAGCUCGUCGUACCAGACCAAGUCUUGCUCCAACUGGUAACCAACAACCAAACGUUUCUGAUUUCCUAAACCACCCAAAUGACACGCCAACUGUCCUCAAUCAGCAAAACUCGCCAAACACGAUUGACGAUCUAACAGAAGGCUAUGACCAAUCACAUGCUAAAGAUGCAGAACAAGAGCUUAUUGCGUGGAAACCCGAUCCAUACAAUCAUCUCAUGUGGGGUGUAGAACCGUUGGACCAUUUUAGAACCAUUUCGGUGUCCAGAUUUGAAAGACCAUGUGUUGGUAUAAAUGUUGCAGGAGACCUUAUUAAUGAACCAGUGGGCGACACAUGUUUGACGUUUCAAGGCAUUGUUUCUAAGCAGAUCAAAUAUAAUCUGCAUCCGGCCGGUCAACGAUGGAAGUGGGUCCCAGAGAAAACAAAACAGCUCUAUUGGGAACAAUUUCAGGAUUUAGUUAAUUGGGAUAUUACCAAGUAUGAUGCUGAAGACAUUAAGGCAGGUUAUGAACACUAUUUGCGACAACAUGCUUAUUCCAAUGUACUGAAUUAUAUAAGAACGAAAAAACGGCCUCCGACUGUGAACGAUUUCACGUGGGCUGUUCUUGAGGAGUACAAAAGGUCAAAGCAGUAUAGGAGGUCGUCUGAGUCGGGUAAGAAGAAUCGUAUGAUCGGUGGAGAUAGGUGCAAGCAGUACGGCGGAUCACGAGCAGCAACUGAUAUGGCAGCACGAGAGUUGAGAGUCACAGGUGUGGCCAUAAAUCCUCUCAAGCUUAGUGACACGUACCACCCAACAAAGAGGAAGAAUGGGGAGAUCAUUCACCCGCAAUCAGAAGUUCAGGAGGCUGUUUUGAAGUUGUCGGCUGCAUUUCGAGAGCAUAUUCAAAAUUCUCAAUCAUCUAACAAUGGAACCGAGAUCUCUAAUGCAUGUAAAAUUACCUCAAGUGAGUGGAAUUCCAAAUACUUAGAAGCAGUUGGAUGCAAAAGGAAGAGAGUGUUUGGAACGGGAAGAUACUCAAAAGCUUUCCUUCUUGAGCUUGAAACAAGUGGCAAAGGGCGUUCAUCAUCUUCACGGCGCUCACAUGAUAUUUGUCUUGCAUGGGAUGAAUGGUUGAGGACAUGGUUUGGAUCACAAGGUGAAAAGUGCCCACUCCCAAUGCCACCCUUUGAUGCUAGAUUGCAACUUGAAGAUCCUGAUUUACAUUUAAAGAAUUUUGAGAAAACUUGGGUUUCAUUUUUCAAGGAACACGGAAUGGAUCCACCAACCUUUUUCCCGUCAUCUCAUUGUUCGUCCCAAGACUCCCAAGACUCCCAAGAGUCCCAAGACUCAGAAGACUCAGAAGACUCGGAAUCUCCAAGUCAUUAGUUAUGUAUUUUUAAAUUAUGCAUGAACUGAAUUCUCUUAAUGAGGUGUUUUGCUAUGUAUUUUGAUUAUGUAUGAACUUAAUUUUCUCUUAAUGAGGUGUUUUGCUAUGUAUUUUUCUCUUAAUUUUCUCCAACUCAUGUUUACGUAUAUUUUAAUUAUGGUGGUUUGGCUACUAAUUAACGUUGUAUACAUAGUUGACAAUAUAUAAUAGUGAU